AUGACGGACGUCCUGUCAGCCCCCGCUGCCACCACUCUGAACCAACAGGCCCCUGCUACGACGGUUAACGAGACCACUGUUGAGAAUGGUGUCCCUGUUGUGCCUUCUGCGAACGAUUCUACAAUCGUGAGCAACGAGAAGCCUGCGGCCGUCGCCCCUCCCUCAUCGGCCGAUGACGAGCCCCUCUUCUCUCCGUCUCUCAUCUCGCCCGAUGUCCUGUCCGCCCUACCGGAAGGCUAUACGGCACGGCCACUGCGUCGGUCAGACUACCACCGGGGCUACCUGGACGUGCUGCGGGUGCUGACGACCGUCGGGGACAUCUCGUACGACCAGUGGGACGAACGCUACAACUUCAUGAUGCGACGGAAUGACGAGUACUAUCUGCUCGUGAUAUGCGACGGCAGCGGCCGCAUCGUCGGUACGGGAAGUUUGAUCGUGGAACGCAAGUUCAUCCACGAAUUGGGACUUGUCGGCCAUAUCGAGGACAUUGCUGUCGCGAAGGAUCAGCAGGGCAAGAAGUUGGGACUGCGGAUCAUCCAGGCUCUCGAUUACGUUGCGGCCAAAGUCGGUUGCUAUAAGAGCAUCCUCGACUGUUCCGAGAUGAACGAGGGCUUCUACCUCAAGUGCGGGUUCAAGCGUGCUGGUCUUGAGAUGGCCCACUAUUACUGA
Rasamsonia emersonii CBS 393.64 is the source of this 669-nucleotide messenger RNA. Its product is annotated as Glucosamine 6-phosphate acetyltransferase. NCBI's taxonomy places the organism in Eukaryota, Fungi, Ascomycota, Eurotiomycetes, Eurotiales, Trichocomaceae. Gene Ontology annotation, cellular component: endoplasmic reticulum; endoplasmic reticulum-Golgi intermediate compartment; Golgi apparatus. Gene Ontology annotation, biological process: UDP-N-acetylglucosamine biosynthetic process. The transcript has 2 exons. The coding region runs from base 1 to 669 and encodes 222 amino acids. The record is from RefSeq and is a predicted model, not a curated record. Gene Ontology annotation, molecular function: monosaccharide binding; glucosamine 6-phosphate N-acetyltransferase activity.